GCUGUCCUGUCAUCGGGUUGGGUGUGGUUUGCAGGGUACCGUUAGCAGGAAAUCCAGCUCGAGUCCAUUUUACUUUAAGGCGAAACAAAGGAAAAACACCCCCCACUCGCGUAGGGUCGAAAAUAGCUCUUCGCAGUCCAACGGAAAAAAGUGAGGUUUUGUUUCCUCGAGACGGGAAAGCGUUUGGUUGGCGCCGUUGUUCUGAUGGGAAAAAGUUUUCUCCUGGUUUAGCAAACUGCUCUUUUUAUUUAAUAACUUCAUAGAAAGCCUGAGCCGGACGUGAAAGAAAAGAAAGAUGCCGAAAACGAUUAGUGUAAGAGUUACCACUAUGGAUGCCGAACUGGAGUUCGCCAUUCAGCCCAAUACAACAGGAAAGCAACUCUUUGACCAGGUUGUGAAAACCAUCGGCCUACGAGAGGUUUGGUACUUUGGACUCCAGUACCAGGACACAAAGGGUUUCUCUACUUGGCUGAAGCUCAAUAAGAAGGUAACAGCCCAGGAUGUGAGGAAGGAAAGCCCGCUGCUGUUUAAGUUCCGUGCCAAGUUCUUCCCCGAGGAUGUCUCAGAGGAGUUAAUCCAGGAUGCCACACAGCGGCUAUUCUUCCUGCAGGUAAAGGAGGGAAUCUUAAAUGAUGACAUCUACUGCCCUCCAGAGACGGCGGUCCUUCUGGCCUCCUACGCGGUGCAGGCCAAGUAUGCCGACUACAAUAAGGAAGUCCACAAACCAGGCUAUUUGAGCAGUGAACACCUGCUUCCGCAAAGAGUCCUGGAUCAGCACAAGCUCAACAAGGAACAGUGGGAAGAGAGGAUUCAAGUGUGGCAUGAAGAGCACAAGGGCAUGAUGAGAGAGGAAUCCAUGAUGGAGUAUCUGAAAAUUGCUCAGGACCUCGAGAUGUACGGAGUCAAUUACUUCAACAUCAAAAAUAAGAAGGGAACAGAGCUGUGGUUGGGAGUGGAUGCUUUGGGUCUCAACAUUUAUGAACAAAAUGAUAAAAUGACGCCCAAAAUUGGAUUUCCAUGGAGUGAAAUAAGAAACAUUUCCUUCAAUGACAAGAAGUUUGUUAUCAAACCAAUUGACAAGAAAGCACCUGACUUUGUAUUCUAUGCUCCAAGGCUGCGCAUCAACAAGCGUAUUCUGGCUCUGUGCAUGGGUAACCAUGAGCUCUACAUGCGCCGCCGCAAGCCCGACACUAUUGAAGUGCAACAGAUGAAGGCGCAGGCUCGGGAGGAAAAGAAUCUCAAGAAGAUGGAGAGAGCUGUGCUGGAAAAUGAAAAGAAGAAAAGAGAACUUGCAGAGAAGGAAAAGGAAAAGAUCGAAAAGGAGAAGGAGGAAUUGAUGGAGAGGUUAAAGCGGAUUGAGGAGCAGACGAGAAAAGCUCAGCAAGAGCUGGAGGAGCAAACGCAGAGGGCUCUGGAGUUGGAGCAGGAAAGGAAGCGUGCUCAGGAGGAGGCUGAACGCCUGGAGAGUGAUCUUAAGAGUGCUGAGGAUGCCAAGAUGGCGCUGCUGCAGCAGUCAGAGAACCAGAUGAAGAACCAGGAGCACCUGGCCACAGAGCUGGCUGACCUGACUUCCAAGAUUUCCCUGCUGGAGGAUGCCAAGAAGAAAAAGGAAGAAGAAGCAUUAGAGUGGCAGCAGAAGGCUACGACAGUGCAGGAGGACCUGGAAAAGACCAAAGAAGAGCUUAAAAACAAAGUGAUGGUACCUCAGGAGCCCCUAAACGCAGAGAACGAGCAUGAUGAGAAUGAUGAGAGCAGCGCCGAAGCCAGCGCCGAGUUAACAGGUGCUGCCACGUACAAGGACCGCAGCGAGGAGGAGAGAAUGACUGAAGCCGAGAAGAACGAACGCUUACAGAAACAUCUACUUGCUUUAAGCUCAGAGCUGGCCAACGCCCGGGAUGAGAGCAAGAAAACGGCAAAUGACAUCAUUCAUGCAGACAACAUGCGAGCAGGACGUGACAAGUACAAGACCCUCAGGCAGAUCCGGUCAGGAAACACCAAACAGCGUAUCGAUGAGUUUGAAUGCAUGUGAUGUCUGCAUUCACCAACGCAAAAGCCCACAGAGCUGGGCCUUUCUGCCUGGACUGCAGUCCUGCCUCACUUUAGCUGUUUUCUCUGUACCCAAAUAAAGUCAGAUCCACCAAAUGACGUUGCUGCAAAAGCACAGCAUGUUGUACAAAUGUGGAUCUGGAAGGUUCUGUUUGUUACCAUUUCUUACUUUGAAUUUUAGACAAGUCACUGGUUGAAAAGGGACAUACUGUAUUUUAUUAGUACAUUCCUCACUAGGGGUAUGUGUAGCAUAUUAGUAACGGGCUCACGCCUCAUUUCAUGACACAUUGAGCAAGCAACUUUUAGUUUGUUUUAUCUCUUUCACAUUUUUAUAUCAUCAUUUCUAAAUAAAAGCUGUAGAAAUCCAUUUAAUUUUGUGCCAUUCACAAAUCCAAAUUGUGCCAUAAGCCAUUUGCACUUGAUUCUUUACAGCAAGCUGGAUAUUUUACUUUUUUUUUUUUUAGAAAUAAUGCUUUUCUGCAGUUUAAAAUUAAUUGCACUGCAAUCUAUACGAGCAAAUGCAAAUAAUAUAAAUAAAUUGUUUGUAUGGAACAAAAAACAGCAGCAGUAUUAUUAAUAUUUUCUAUUAUUAUUAUUAUUUUGAAAAUUCACAGUUUAUUUACUAAUUUUACUGCACUCAGAAUCAUCCAGCAGUUAAAAGUCACAGUAUUUACAGCCUACUGGCAAUGUGAUAUGAAGGAUCUAAGGAUUUUUGUCUUUUUUUUUUUUCCAUUUUCAGUUCUACACUUUCAGCUGUGUGGCUGAAAGUGUAGAACUUGCUGUUGAAGCUUAAGCAAACAAAUGUCUAACUGUGCCCAGAGACGGAAUAAACUUGGUAUGUCAUUUGCAAAUCUCAUAUGUUGUAACAAUCCAGUUGUUUGAAGAAUCCAAAUUUAGUUUAACGUAUACGCUGCAACUUGUUUUUUCCUCAUGCUCAGACAUCAAAAGAGAAGGUAGCACUGAUAUGCACAUCUACAUAUGCUGACCUACAUACGCUGAAGAAAGAAGCAAGGCUGAAAUUUGACCUGCAAAUUAAAUCUGAUUGAAAUUUGUAGAAAUUAUCAGCUGCAUUUAACCAUUAAAAUAUUUUUUUUAACCAUCAUCAUCAAGUCUUUGCUCUUUUACUUAUCACUGAGGAUGUUUUUUGGUUAUUAUAGUGAUUAUUGUUUUACCCAGUACAGCAAUGGUAAUUGUAACUUGUGAAGUUGGCUUCUAUUGUUAAACACAUAGUCAUCUGUAAAGGUGAAAGCUGUAGUUUAAUCUUAAAACAAGCAAUGCGUAAAAUAAAACAAUUUCGUCAGACAUGCACUGGAAAAAUCAGUUUACCUUUUUACAAGUGAGUCAAAUUAUACUGUCCCACAUGGGCACAUUCUCCGAAGCAUGCAUUUUUAUAUACUGUAUGUAUUUAAUGACAUUUGUGUGUUUUUGUAUUUGGGAUUUUUCAAAUGUGAUACAAUUAUGUAAGGUCUAAGAGAGACACACCUUAGGAUAUUUUUGUAAUGUAGAAAACUAGGAGUACUUGUCAACAAUACCUGCUUUCAAAGGAACAGCAUUUUUUAAAGACAGCGUUUUGUAAGUGGAAGAACCAGAUGGUACAGGACAUUCUUUUAAGGGUGCGUUAAACCAUUGAACCUUUUUUUUUUUUUUUAGAAAUUAGUAUUUGAUUUCUUUUUCACAUUUCAAAUUAAGCCCAAAUUUAUUUUAGUGAUAAAUAUUUCUGAUUAUUUUAUUUUGAUGUCUUUUAGUGAAAGAAAAAAAGACACAUUUUGAUCAGCAGUGUAGUUUUACUUGUUUUAUGUGCCAUGAAAACAGAUCAAAGGAUUGCUGCUACAGAUUCCUUUACAUGCCUUGAAUAGUAACUUUUGUGAUCCUUGCAGUUUGUGUUUUACCCCAAAGUUUGUGUGUUAGCAGCCUAAUUUGAAAUUUAGUCGUCAUAGGUGAUAACUCAUUAAAAGAUGCUUGUCUUGUCUCAAAAAGGAAAAUAAUGUUGACUUAUAAAACCAUUGACAGACAGUGCCUUGCCCAGUUUGUUCAUGAGAUCUUGCUGCUUAAAGUCUUCCUUUCACCAAUAAAUGAAAUUUAGAAUAAA
Messenger RNA from Haplochromis burtoni (Burton's mouthbrooder), 4135 nucleotides. RefSeq names its product moesin a (gene msna). The coding region runs from base 296 to 2029 and encodes 577 amino acids. The transcript has 13 exons. The record is from RefSeq and is a predicted model, not a curated record. NCBI's taxonomy places the organism in Eukaryota, Metazoa, Chordata, Actinopteri, Cichliformes, Cichlidae. Gene Ontology annotation, biological process: positive regulation of protein localization to early endosome; positive regulation of early endosome to late endosome transport; regulation of organelle assembly. Gene Ontology annotation, molecular function: cell adhesion molecule binding; actin binding. Gene Ontology annotation, cellular component: microvillus; filopodium; adherens junction.